AUGUCGCAGUUUUACGGUGUAGGUUUUCUCAGAAAUAAACAACCAGUGGAUCUUUGCGUCAAAGUAAUUACAGAAAUAUCCAAAUUUGUAUUAAAAGUGAUUGAUAUGGAAGCUUCAUGUGUGCCAAAAUUAAAGUCAAUAGUCUAUAAAUAUUGUGUUGAGAUCAGACAAAAUAACGGAAUAACAGCCAAAGUUUCAACAACAGCAUCUUCCGAUUCAAUUGAGGAAAUCAAAGGAAACUUUGAUGAUUUUCAACUGAGAAAUGAUUUGGAUGGACAUGAUAUUUUUGGAGAAAUUCAUGAUCAAAAUUAUGAAAAUGAGGUCCAGGAACAAGUUCCAUUUAAGCAUGAAAAUGAUUAUUUGGACUGUAACCACAAUUUUAUUACCGAACAGAGCAUUAUAGAAGAUUUUGACUUGAAGUUAUUGAGCUAUGAACAGGGCAAUGCUCAAGCUGAAGAAAUUCAGUACAGCAUGCCUAUAGAUUAUCAAGUCAAAAUAGAAAUCGAAAGGUUUUAUGCUGGUCAAUAUACUGUCGACUCACAUUGGCAGAUAUCAACUGAUGCAAAUAUUAGCUUUUACUCAUCACCCGCAUCAUCUCCAUGUUAUCCAGAAAAAUCUUCAUCUAAUGGUCCACAGCUCAAAUCAAAACGUGGACGAAAGCCAAAAGACUGGGAAAACAGCAAUGUUAUCAAAAGCAUGAUUAAUUCUGCUAAAAAUAAUGAUGAACUCAACAAGACCAAGAACAAUAUUUCAUCUGGCAAGUACCGCAAGCGCAAGGCUAUGGAAAGAAAGGAACUUGAUCACAAAAUUGCACUUUUGGAAGUCAGGAAUCAAAAACUUAACGAAAGAAUCCAAAAAAAUAAAUUAUGGUUUGAUAGUACUGGUGAAAAUGGCCAGAAUGUGAAAUUGCUAUUGCUUGCACAAAUGUUCGGUCUUCUUCCGAUUACAGGAAUUUUCUCGAGAAAUAUUGACAACAUUAAAUUCAAGUUUAUAUCUAUUAGAACUUUACAUACACUUUUAUGGUUCAUUAGCGCGUUUGUGUUCCUAUAUCUUGAAUUGAAACGAAUGGCAAAUGAGGAAAGUACAAACGCAAAAACCAUUGGUGGCAUUGUCUUUUAUUGCGUCGGAAUAUCAUCCUCAAUCUUAUACGUACGUGUUGCAUAUAAAUGGAAUGAUUUAAUGAAUAUAUUUAAAGAAGUGGAUGGCAUCUUUUGCAAAAGUCCAUACACUUUGAAUGGAUGGAGCCUUAAAACUCAAAUUAGAUUCGCAACUGUUAUGGUUGUCAUCUUUGCAUUUUGUGAGCAUUCACUGUCAUGGUAUUCUUUUCUACAUGACCGCUAUGUUCAAGCAAAGAUUUGUCACUGGGAAAUUGAAAACUGGAUCUUCUACAUCACAAGUCUUCAUCUAAGCCACAUCUAUAAGAUGUUUCCUGUGAACACAUUUUCAGUCGUGUGGGCUGAAUACAUGAAUGUAUCCUUCACAUUUGCCUGGAACUAUGUUGAUUUAUUUAUAAUGGUAAUGAGUUUGUCAAUAGCUACAAAGUUUAAGAUGAUUAAUGAACGUUUAGAAUUUUUUAAAGGGAGAGUUAUUACGGAUGUAUUCUGGGAUGAAAUUAGAUGCCAUUACAAUAAAAUCUGUGAGCUCAAUGAUUACAUUGAUGACUUGAUAGGAAGUUUGAUAUGUGUUGCAUGUCUAGGUGAUAUUUAUUCUGUUUGCUCACAACUUUUAAAUGUAGCAACCCCACUUCCAUACAAAGCAAAUAAAAUCUACUUCUGGUAUUCAACUUUAUUUUUAAUAUGUCGGACUUUUGCUAUGUUUUUGACGACAGCAUCCGUAAAUGAUGAAUCUGUUAAACCACUUGCUGUAUUCCGAACGAUUCCCAGUGACGGAUGGUUCCAACAAAUUCAAAGAUUAUGCAGUCAAAUUCAGAUGAAUAGUGCAGCAUUAAGUGGAAGAAACUUUUUCUUCUUAACCAGAAGCAUCAUUAUCUCGAUUGCUGGAACUAUUAUAACUUAUGAGCUGGUGUUGCUUCAAUUUGAUGGCGAGAAAAUAUUACCAGGAAUGUUCAAUCCUUGUGGGGAAAGAGGCAAUAACUCUGCUGGUCUCCACAAUACUCAAAAUUAAUAUUUCAGAAUUUUUGUCAUAUGGUUGUGCUUAGAUAAAUGUUAAUGUAGAAGCAUUAAAAGCAGCGCAAUUUUAAGUAAUUUUUUUCAAAAACUUAAUUUCAGACAAUCAUUCACAUCAAUUCAUUAAUUACUGAAAAUUUUACAAAACAUGAAAGUCGAAUCUGAAUUUUUACAUGUUUAUCAAUUGAAAUCUCCACAAUUUCCAGUACAGUUAUUCAACUUGUAAACUGUGGAUAGUAAGCAAGCAACAAUGUCCAAAUUAUCUUUUAAAUUAAAUUGUUAUAGUUCCAGGUAUAUUUUGUGAAGCCAAUGAUUUGAGGAUUGCUGACAAGGUGGGUGUCAGUUGGG
Chironomus riparius is the source of this 2474-nucleotide messenger RNA. The record is from the annotation of a GenBank genome assembly. Lineage: Eukaryota; Metazoa; Arthropoda; Insecta; Diptera; Chironomidae.